GUUUCAUACAAACUUUAAGUCUGUCGCAAGGAGAAUGGGUCGUGUAAAAGAUUCCACUAUAACCAAUCACUUGAGGUAAUUUAUUUAUUAGCCAAACUAAUGUUUUUCUUUUGAUUGUUUAAGAGUGUUUGUGCUCUUCAUCAGCUUACAUUGUACCGCAACCCGAUCUAUAAGAACAUCGGGUGGUUUAUAUCUAAAUAUUUAGAAAAAUUCGAAGAUUCAUUAAAAUACCUGAAAUGUUCUCAAAGUACAAGGAUGGCCAAUAAAUUUUUAAGAUGAAAUACCAAAGAAAUCGAUCUGGACUUGCUCACUCAUCUCUAAGAACAGUAUUGUGAAAGAUGCAUUCAUGUUGAUAGAUGAAAUGGCGGAGACAUUCACUGAAAAACUUGUGAGUAACUUAGUUAUCAUAUGUGGUUAAAAUUAAGAAAAGAUGAAAAAUACUAAUUGGUUCCUUUGGCGCUGCGCAGCUCUGAGGAAUAAUAAAUCAAAUAAUUAGCAAGGGUCUGGUUAUUAAACUAACUAUAAAAGAUGGCAUGCUUAAAAUUCCAACUAGUUGCUAUUAGAAUGGGAACAGUCUCAUUCGAGAUAUGAGGAGACACUAUUCUCAGACUUUUGCACAAGACUGCCUUGUUUACUUUCUUAAGCAUAAUAAUUUUC
Molecule: messenger RNA, 657 nt
Organism: Moneuplotes crassus
Lineage: Eukaryota; Ciliophora; Spirotrichea; Euplotida; Euplotidae
Source: the annotation of a GenBank genome assembly